Molecule: messenger RNA, 708 nt
Organism: Paramecium primaurelia
Lineage: Eukaryota; Ciliophora; Oligohymenophorea; Peniculida; Parameciidae
Source: the annotation of a GenBank genome assembly
AUGUACAAAUAGAAUUAAUUAAAAGGGAGUUUACAGGACAAUUAGAUUAGGAACAAGUGCCAUCUGAAACUUUGUAGUAUCCACUUGCACAAGUUUCACACAUAUAUCUUUUAUUACAAAGAAUACAAUUAAUAGGGCAAAAGCCAGAUGUAAGGGUGAAUAAUCUAAGAAACCACCCUGCAUUAGGUUGACUAUUUAGAAUAAAUUUGAAUACGUAAAAUUUCCUUAGAUUAUAAAAAUAAAUUUCUUAUCUAAAAUGUUUAAAAACAUAUCAAGUUCAAUAAAAAUAUUAUUUGUACAACUCCCUGUAUUUGGAUGCGAUUUAAAAUCUCUUAAAUUUACAUUAUGAUAUUAGAAUUGGGUUCCAUCAUAAUAAGUUGAACCAUAAUAAGUAGAAUUAAUAUAAAAAGACACACCUGAUCCUGCUGGAGUAGUAUUACAAAAAAUAAGUUGAAUUUGCACUCCAACUGUAUAAAAUCCAGAAUUAAUGUUUAAAGAAAUGUAAGAUCCUUCUCUAAAGUGAAAUACUCCAUAAUUGUAAGGGGAAACUUUUUUGUUUGAAACAUCAAUAUGCUAUGGAUCAUAUAUUAUAUUCCAAUUUAAUAGUGUAGUCAAAUCUAAAUUAGCUAAAUUAGACUAAAAAAAUUAUGUAUGUUUGAAGCCAACGCAAAUCCUAUUUUAUGACUUGACUAUUGAGUUUUGAAUAGG